Molecule: messenger RNA, 1893 nt
Organism: Lycium barbarum (goji berry)
Lineage: Eukaryota; Viridiplantae; Streptophyta; Magnoliopsida; Solanales; Solanaceae
Product: carbon catabolite repressor protein 4 homolog 4-like
Exons: 10
Coding region: 553-1650 (365 amino acids)
Molecular function (GO): poly(A)-specific ribonuclease activity
Source: RefSeq, a predicted model, not a curated record
CAUUGUUACCAUCAACACCACCAUGACCACCACCAUUUCCAUCGGUCACCACCUUCACCUGCUUAAAAUCUUACACUGUAAUAAUGUCCGACUUCUUUUUAAAUGAAGAUUUUUUUUUUAGGUACUCAAAUUAGCUCCACCAAUCAGCUUGCAUCGAUGAAUUCGCUAAAUGGCAAUACUUAUACUAUUUCUUCAAUGAGAGCAGCGGCUAGUACCCUAACAAAGGAGUUAUCAACAACAAUCUUCAAGGGUAAAAUAAUUACAUUUUCGUUGGGCUGGAUGACGUGCUUAACAGUACUAGUACUCAUUCUCAGCAAGUAGAUAAAAGUGUAUUUGAAAUGGUCAAUAGUAGCACUAUCAGCACCACAUCACGAGAUCAAAGUACAAGCUGAGAACAUAGAGUUUGAAUUCGCAAGACAGAGUUUUGCACAAAAUUCUGCCUUAAGGCAUUAUUUAUCGGGGAUAAUGUGGUCCACCAAUUGGAUCUGAUUACCGAUCUGCUUGGUUCUCCAUCCACUGAAGCCAUUUCAAGGAACAAUUUAUUUUGCCAAAAUGAGCACGACACCUGGACCUUUGUCUCCAAAAUUUGUUCCUGCCGAAAAGACUGAAAUUACUUCAGUAAGUAAAUCAGAUGGUUUUAAGUUCAGUUUUGUAUCAUAUAACAUUUUGGCUCAGGCAUAUGUAAAGAGUGCUAUGUUUCCACACUCCCCAGGGCCUUGUCUCAAGUGGAAAGCCCGUUCACAGGCAAUCCUGACAGUUCUUAAGAGCCUCGGGGCCGAUUUCCUUUGCUUACAGGAAUUGGAUGAAUAUGAUAGCUUCUAUAAAAGUAAUAUAGAACGUGUUGGCUAUUCAAGUAUCUACAUCCAAAGAAGUGGGCAGAAGCGUGACGGAUGUGGGAUCUUUUAUAAGCAGGAUAGUGCAGAGCUGGUCAUUGAAGAGAAGAUAGACUACAAUGAUCUUGUACCCUCGAUUCAUGAUGAUACUGUUUCUGUGGAUAAAGAGGCGAAUUUACCUGCUGAUGGAGAUAAAAAAUUAGCAUCAAAAGGUGAUGUCAGUUUGAAAAACAGUCGAGCAGAUCGUGGAGACAUAAAUGAUCCUUGUGUUAGAUUAAAACGUGACUGUGUCGGUAUUAUGGCGGCCUUCAGGCUGAAGGAUCCUUGUCAUUUUAUCAUUGUCGCCAACACUCACCUUUACUGGGAUCCAGAAUUGGCCGAUGUCAAACUUGCGCAAGCUAGAUAUUUGCUUUCACGCUUGGCUCAAUUCAAGUUACUAGUUUCUGAAAAAUUUGAUUGUUCGCCUUCUGUGGUUGUUGCUGGUGAUUUCAACUCCCUUCCUGGGGAUCAGGUAUAUCAGUACCUUAUUUCAGGUUCCUCAGUAAUGGGAACUUUGCCAGAGAGCUCAGAUGAUGUGCCCAUUCCAUUGUGCAGUGUAUAUGCAAAUACUAGAGGAGAACCACAGUUCACUAACUGCACUCCUGGAUUUACUGGAACUCUAGAUUACAUAUUAUUUUCUCCUUCAGGGAAUAUCAAACCAGUCAGCUAUAUGGAACUUCCAGAGCCCGGAGCGUCAGAUGUACAAGGUGGCCUACCGAAUUACUAUCAUCCUAGUGAUCAUCUCCCAAUUGGUGCUGAAUUUGAACUAGUUCAGUAGUUUCGUGGUCCCAUUUCCAUUAGCCGUUUUACUGAUUCUUUUUAAAUUUUUUAUUGUUAUAAUUAUUUUAUGGAUUACAAUUUCAAAAAAAAUAAUAAUUAUUUUAUGGAUUGUGAGGUCCUUUGUUUUUCCAGUCAAGACUGAGGUGGUUAUUAUGACUUAUUUGAACGUGCAAUGUGGUUUGUAAUUCUUCUGACGUUAUCAACUAUUUUCAAUGAGCUAAGGCUUAAAUGCUCGUCUUAA